UUCAGUUCAGUUGGCAUCGUGUGCAGGUUCGGUUGCUCGGGACGAGUGUCGUGCGUUUUUGAUUAAGGCUUUUUGCUCUUGUUAGAAAAUAAUAAAACCAACUAACAACUGCAAAAUAUCGUACUUUUACCGCAAAGUACAUCAAGAUUCGGGAAAGAAACCUCGCGAAUCUCGAAUAAACAUCAGACACUUAAAAAGUAGGCUGUUUUUAUCACAUACAAAUCUUGUGCAGUUUUGCUGUGGCCAAGUAGGCGAGGAAACGUGUUCGCUUGUGUGAGUCGACCCAGCAGCAAGUCUCAGAACGCACCAGCGGCAGAUUCCAAGUCGAACUCCCGUCGGAACCGGAAGAAGAGAUCCGUGGCUCGUCGGUCGGUCGGUCGGUCGUUCCCGUCGCCGUCGCUGUGUCUGUGUGUGCUCCCAAGGGGAUUGGCCCGUACCCAAAGCUGCGUCACCGCGGAUGAAGUCCUGACCGGGGGAAAAUGGCCAUACUGGAAAAACUACGACGGAAAGUCGCAGGAAGGUGGUGAAAAUUUUUGGUGGUGUCCUGAAAAAAGGGGACGAAACAGGCGAGGACCAGAAGAAGCUGUGGCCUGCUGGAAUAGGGUGUGUUUGAAGGAUCCUUUGCGGGGUUACUCGGGAUCCUUGCGUGUUGGGGGAGGAGUUAUGGUCUAGGAUACCGGAAGACGAGAGUGAGGUCGUCGCCGCCUGCUACGAGUGCUUGAGAAUUCAAAGAAAUAAGGGGGGAGUUGAAGUUGGAGCAGACGCGCGACAACGGCUGGAUUGAAGGUGUGGAGUGUUCACGGUGGGGUUAAACGACGAACCUUCCAAGGUGGGUUCUUUUUCCCUUUCCGAAGGGGUGUGUUGUGUGUAUCGAUUAAAGUGCCGCGCCGCGGCUGUCGAAGAAGGAAAAGUCCGCAAGAAGACCGGAGGAGGAGGAGGGGGCGCCCUUUCCACAAAUACACAGCAGAGUGAGCGAGAGAGGGAGAGAGAGUCGAGUGCGCCCCGGGGCCAAGUUCCUCUUAACCCGGUGCCAAAGUGUCCACACACAGUCGGGAGUGCGUGUCCUGGGAAGUAAUUUGACGACGCGGAAGAAUCUCCUCGGGAAGAUGAAGUUUUUUCGAGUGAAAAAUCAAUGAAAAAAGUGGCACUUCCGUGAAAGAAGAAAAUCCCGUCCCGUGGCCAUGGAUCGUCUUUAGGAAGGAAGAAGAGUGUCCAUGUUUGUGAUCGGAGUCUGUGACCGGAGCUAGCCAGUCGUCGGCAGUGAGAGAAAGAAAGAAAGAGAGAGAGGCGAGCUAGGUGAGCUAGUGCUAGUGUCCGCCGCCGGAAACCGGAAGUGCGUAUUGUUGUGCGUGCCAACGAAGAAGAAGUCUGGGAACCAUGGAGCAACCAGCGACGCCGUUCCUGGUGGAACUGCUGCACUCGGUGCCGCACAUCAACAUCACGCUGCACCGGGUAAACGACACCUUCAACCCGAGCAGCACCGUGUACAUCGAGAGUCUCGGCAUCCUGGCCUCGAUUCCGGCCGCGCUGCUCAUCAUCUCGCUGGUGUUCCUGCUGCUGUAUCUGCUGACCCGGUGCUGCGACCGGAAGCCGCGCAAGCCCAAGUCCCACGGCUGCCAGAAGUGCACGCUGAUCUUCUUCGCGAUCGUGUGCUGUGCCUCGAUCGGACUCGGGCUGUACGGGAACGAUGACCUGCACAACGGGGUGCUGCAGAUUUUUGGUUCCGGGAGGAAGAUCGAACAGCUGAUCCUGAACGUGAGGAACCAGACCGAGAUGGUGAAGCAGAAUCUCAAGUCGAAGGUGGUCCUGUCCGAACUGGAAGCCAAGCUGGAGCAGCCGCCGCAGCUGUACAACCAAACGGCGCUGUACCUGCUCCAGGACACGGUCAAGAUGGUCAAGGACAACACGACGCUCGCCAUCAACGCGCUCGAGACGGUCGUCUACCUGACCCGGCCCUCGUACUCCGACCUGACGCUGAAAAAUCUGCUCGAUACGUACGAAUUCUACGAGGAGCUCCGGUGGCCCGCCACGCUCGGCUUUCUGACGUUUCUGCUGCUGCUGUGCAUUAUCCUGGUGAUCGGCGCCACGCGCAGCUCGCGCUGCGCCCUCAUCUUCUUCAGCGUGUGCGGCCUGCUGGCGGUAACGGUGUGCUGGCUGCUGUCCGGAAUCUACCUGGCCAGUGCCGUCGCCCUGGGGGACUUUUGCAUGAAACCGAACGACUACAUCUGCAGUCAGCAAAAACUCAAGGACGUCCAGUACACGUACUGCAGCUCGGUCGGCACCAAUCGGUACGUGCUGCGGCUGAACGAGUCCAAGGACUACGUGGACCGGGCCAAGGAAUCGCUCGAGACGGCCACCCGGAUCGCGAUCGAUCUGUACCCGCGGUUCGAGAUGAGCAGCAAGAUCAACCGGCUGAACAACGAGCUCGACGAUAGCAAGCGCCAGUUGAUUGCACUUUCGGCGAUGGCCGACCGGAGAACCGUGAUGGAGCACUACGCGGACGCCACACGGGGGCUGUGCGAGGGUGGACUGCUGGGGCUGACGCUGAUGCUGCUGGCCAGUUUGAUUUCGGCGGCCAUCCUAAGUCUGCUGGUGUGCGUCGAUUCGCACACGUGGAUCUACCUUACGAAGAAACGCCCGUACGAGGACAAAUCCGAGACGGCGCCCCUCUUCCCGGCGGGGGCCGCUUCCGUCUCACCCUCGGCACCGAUCAACUCGGGCACGAUGACCGUGAACCGGACGUUGCUGCACGCCCAGGCCGCCACCAGCAAUGGGACCGGGUUGACCCACGGCGGCGGUGGCGGCAUCGGAGGCGGCGGCGGAGGAGGCCUCAUCGCGAGCAGUGGCCGCAACGGAACCACACACGGAUUGCGCGGGUUGGCAUCCUACAGUGGCGAUGAGUCGCCACCGCCAGAUUAUAAUGUUGUGGUGCAUGAUAACAGAGCGUCCGGCCACCACACCCUCGGUCGGCUUCCGUCGCACGCGAGCGGCCACAUAGCGGGCCCCAACAACGGCAAGUACGCCACGCUUAGUAAACAGUGUAAAACGCUCGAAUCGAGCGACUUCUACUGAGAAUCGCCUGCCUGCAACGUGUCUGCAGGCAGCAAUAAGUUAGAUAUGAAACUGACAGUCUCGACGGCGACACUCUCGGAGAAGGACCCGCGCGACAUUACCAACAACGGCUUCAACCGGUUCGACCCCAAGUACGUGAGUAUCGGACCGAAGGCAGUGCGGACGACGUCGUCCGGCGG
Culex quinquefasciatus (southern house mosquito) is the source of this 3251-nucleotide messenger RNA. Its product is annotated as protein tweety-2. Gene Ontology annotation, cellular component: plasma membrane. The transcript has 9 exons. Bases 1378 to 3072 code for a protein of 564 amino acids. Lineage: Eukaryota; Metazoa; Arthropoda; Insecta; Diptera; Culicidae. Gene Ontology annotation, molecular function: volume-sensitive chloride channel activity; intracellularly calcium-gated chloride channel activity. The record is from RefSeq and is a predicted model, not a curated record.